CAAGAUCUUAAAUAAGUGGCUGGGAGCUGGAAAUUUCCGCACGUGACAAGCGACGCGCCGCUAUAUGAGGAAACCGGCUGAGAGCAUCCAGACCAUUCAGCCAGCUGCGCGCAAGACGCACACUCCAACUCCAGUAGAGUUUAAAGGGUAGCUGCACGCCGCGAUCAGAGCAGACUGAUAGAGAGUGAAAAGUCCAGGUUAAAGCGAGUCUAAGACAUAAAGAGAACUGCAAGAAAAAAAAAGCAACCUUCCCCUCCCAUUCACCACUUUUUUUUCAUCCCUCCUUCUCGGACCUCCACUCUCAAGACGCCAGAUCUUCCCAGUCACUCAGAGAGAGGGAUGCUGCAUACUGCUGAGCCGCACUUGCACUCAGACGGAACAUAGAAGCGGGAUUACACUUCAUCUUUUCUGGAGAAGUGACCUAGAGCUGAUUCUGGCUGCUUUUACGCACCGUUUCCUACUCAAGUGUUGAAAAAAAAGGGGGGGAAAUCUGGACAUUACCACACAGAAGAAUCUCUUCUUUCUUCUUUUACGAUCACAGGAAGGUGUUGAUUUCGUUAUUCUUAUCACACCUUUGUUUUCUUCUCAAGCACGGACACUUUUUUCCCCUCUUAACUAUUAACAGGAGAACCAUCAGCGCGCUUUUUAAAGAUGCUUCCACCCGAGGACGUGAUACCGUAUCGCGUCUUAUCUGACGUUUGACACAUUAAGGAUCAGAUAAAGGAAACUGGAGGAAUUGGACAAAAGCAAAGUCAGAGAACUUCUUUUAAGCCAGGCUGUUUGGCUUUUUUUCUUCUUCUUUUUCUUUAUUGGAAUCCAAGCAAACCAGACCGCCGUCCAGAUGCAGUUUCGACUAUUCUCAUUUGCCCUGAUCGUCUUGAACUGUAUGGAGUACAGCAACUGUCAGGCGCCGUCGCACCGCUGGAGGAGAAACAAGAGAGCGAGCUAUGGAGCAUACCCCAUCUGUAAAGGCUGCUCAGUGUGCUCCAGGGAUAAUGGCUGUGUGAACUGCCAGCCCAAACUCUUCCUGUUCCUGCGAAGGGAGAGGAUGAGGCAGUACGGCGAGUGUCUUCACGACUGUCCAGCUGGAUAUUACGGCAUGCGCAGCCCUGAAAUCAACAUGUGCUCCAGGUGCAGGAUAGACAACUGCGAGUCCUGCUUCAGCAAAGACUUCUGUACCAAGUGCAAAUCUGGUUUUUACCUACACAAAGGGCGCUGUUUUGAUAAGUGCCCCGAGGGUUUUGCCCCACUGGAAGACACAAUGGAGUGUGGAGAGGGCUGCGAGGUGGGGCAGUGGAGUGAGUGGGGAGCCUGCACCAGGAGAAACAAAACCUGUGGCUAUAAGUGGGGUCUGGAGACCCGAACGAGGUACAUCGUCAAGAAACCUCCCAAGGACACAAUACCGUGUCCCACCAUUGCUGAGUCCAGGAUGUGCAAAAUGGCCAUGAGACACUGCAGGAGAGGUAAUUCAGGAAAGCACCGAUCCAAAGAGCCAAAAAAGAAUAAGAAUAAGCAGAGGCUGCGGUUUCGGGCCCAGAACCAGCACACUGACCACUUGGCCUCUGCGCUCUCCAGCCAGUAAGGACAAAAAACUCCCAGUGAACACAGAAACCAUCGCAAAGCUGCUAACCGCUGCUUCACCCAUACUCCAGCUGACAACUACCACUUCCCCAUCCGCCUCGCCACUUGCUUCCCAACCCUCCUCAAGCCUCCUCCGCCCUUCCCGCCAGGACACAAUUCAACCAUCUCCCUCCAGCACCAAACCCGCCACCCUGCCAAAAAAAAUGAUGUGCCGUAUAUGUCUGAUAUCAUUACCAGUACAUGCUCUGCCUCCCACAGCUUCCCCCUUUUGUUCCAGUGACCAGUUGAGGACUCAGCUGCUCCCAGCAACAUCCCUUGCCUUGUGGACCUUCACACUUGACAUAAUUGAACUCAUUUUACGUCAUUAACGACUCCAUGAACUAAACAGGGUGACAGAAGGUGAAGGGGAACCUGGAGGUACCGUGGAAGCAGGAGAGACUGGAAGAGGGAGGCAGAAAGUGGGAGUCAGGGAGUUGGCAAGCUGAACUGUAAAAGAGGGAAGAAUGUGACAAAUCCUCUAGGAUGAAGAAGAGAAGGUUCAGUUGAAGCAAAUGAUGCUAAUGGACAGUAAAAAAAAAAGGCAUCUAGAAAUAAGAGACUGUUUUUUGUUCAUAUAUUUAUGUCAAAGCUACCCUCGCCUUCCCUUUCUCCAAAUGGAAACAGAGUUUUUUCCAUCUGUGGCCUUUAUGUUAUGUAUAUUUUCCAGAGUAAUAUUAAAAGAAGAUCCCUGCAUAAUUGCAAAAUAUUUUAUUCUCAGCACAAACUGUUUACGUUCAGACCGCUAUAUGCUGUAUCUGUAUAAUGUCAGUCACUUAAAAAAAACCAAGAAAUUUAGUUCAACUAGCAUGGCGACAGACUUGUACAUAGUUGAUCUAAUUAUAAAACCUUAUUACUGUAUUUUCAGUAUUGAGUCAUUCAGCAUUCUAAAUGUUUUAGAAAUAAAAAAGUGGUUGUAAUACAAGCUACAGAUUAAAAUAAUGAAAAAUAUAAUAAACUUAGCCACCUCAUAGCUAUUUCCUUCAUAUGGUAUAUAUUUGAUUUAUUUAUUAAUUAAGUUUUGUACUUUUUUUUGUUAAGUGAAAAGUUUUGCCUCUGAGAUAUUCUUUCCUUAUAUCAUUGCAUAUCUCUAACAUGCAGCAAAGAUUUUGUCUGUCAUACAAGUGUUGUAGGCUGUUACAUUCGUUUGACCUCAUCUACUGAUUUUGAUGCUUUAUAAAAGGAGAAAAAAAUGAAACUCUGCUUUGUUGUAUUCUAGGUUGAAUAAUUAGGCUCCAGCUAAUGUAUGGUCAUAGGACUGCAUAUGUGUACAUUGUGUUUUAUUAAAACUGUGUUUCAUGUGACUGUAUGAUAAGGCCUUUCAUUAGAGUCUGUGGCUAUAAUAUAUGUGGCUAAACUCUGAA
Molecule: messenger RNA, 2981 nt
Organism: Cyprinodon tularosa
Lineage: Eukaryota; Metazoa; Chordata; Actinopteri; Cyprinodontiformes; Cyprinodontidae
Gene: rspo2
Product: R-spondin 2
Exons: 5
Coding region: 842-1582 (246 amino acids)
Source: RefSeq, a predicted model, not a curated record